GUCUGCAACAGCAACAAGAACUGCCACUGCGAUGCUGGCUGGGCUCCCCCCAACUGCGAGAAGCCGGGCUUGGGUGGCAGCGUGGACAGUGGCCCUGUGCAGCGCGACAAUCACGAAGCCAUCUUAUUAACCCUUCUGCUCAUCUUCCUGCUCUUCCUCCCGGCCCUGAUGAUGAGCAUCUACUUUUGGUACCGGCGGGAGAACUCGCUCCUGAACAAAUGGAUGAAGGAGAUGAGGAGGAGGAGCCAGGAGACAUAUAGGAACAAAACCAUCGGUCGGAAGUCAACCAGUGGCCAUCCCAAAGCUGCUUUCACCUUGCGGAAUAUUUCCACCUCCAGCCACACUAAUAAAGCAACACGGGCUGCGUUCCCCCCCAAACCCAGUGCUCACCAGCCCGGCUCUCAGCCUGUCAACGUUGUCCACCCUCUUCGCCCGCCUCCCCACUCCCUCCCUCCGCGCCCAAGAGACCCCAAGCCUGCCAGGCCACCUCCGCCAGUCAGCAAAUCGCCCAUGGUCCCCACCAAAACGGUCGUCUCCCAGGCUAAGCUGCCACCUCCGAAGAAACCUCUUCCCUGCAGCCCCGUGAGGACCCCGCUGGUUGUCCCAAAGCACCAACCCCCCCGUCGACCGCUGCCUGGAAGUCCUCUUCUGGCCAAAGAGCUGCCUCCUGCACAUGGAGGUCCCUCCUACCUGCUGGUCAUGGUCCCUCCUACCAACUUCAAGGUGUCGGGUGCAAAUGCCGCUGAUGCCACCUCAAAG
This is a messenger RNA of Fulmarus glacialis (Northern fulmar), 759 nucleotides long. Its product is annotated as disintegrin and metalloproteinase domain-containing protein 9-like. The transcript has 6 exons. Lineage: Eukaryota; Metazoa; Chordata; Aves; Procellariiformes; Procellariidae. The record is from RefSeq and is a predicted model, not a curated record. The annotation marks the transcript as partial.